This is a messenger RNA of Hydra vulgaris (swiftwater hydra), 477 nucleotides long. NCBI's taxonomy places the organism in Eukaryota, Metazoa, Cnidaria, Hydrozoa, Anthoathecata, Hydridae. The record is from RefSeq and is a predicted model, not a curated record.
AUGGAAAAAAUAAAUAAGAUCACGAAGCGUUACGAAAAGGAGAUAAACAACUUAAAUAAGAAGACACUAGAUUUGGAGAAUCGAUCUCGAAGAAACAACCUAAGAUUAGAUGGAAUAUUUGAAAAGCCAAAUGAAAAUUGGAAUGAGUGCGAAAAUGCAGUAAAGGAAAUGUUUAAAAAACAACUAAAAAUUAGUAAUGAAAUUAUCAUAGAAAGAGCUCAUAGAAUAGGCCAACCUAAAGAAGAUAAGAAACCAAGAACGAUUGUCCUAAAGUUAUUAAAUUUUCAAGACAAAACAAAAAUACUUAACGCUACAAAAAACUUGCGAGGAACUGGGAUAUAUGUUAAUGAGGAUUUCGCUAAAGAAACGAUGGAAAGCCGAAGGAUGUUGUGGGAAGAGGUCAAAAAGUUGCGACUUGAAGGUAAGUAUGCAGUUAUAAAGUAUGACAAAAUUGUUUCUAGAGAAUUUCGAAAGUAA